Molecule: messenger RNA, 1830 nt
Organism: Lactuca virosa
Lineage: Eukaryota; Viridiplantae; Streptophyta; Magnoliopsida; Asterales; Asteraceae
Source: the annotation of a GenBank genome assembly
ACAACCAUCAGUUUCCAGUUUCCACUACGCACCAUCCAUGGCCAUGGCCACCACUCGAAACCUUUCUUCUUACUCCCCUUUCCUUGUAUUGCCUACCACCACCACCGCAGCAUCUCCUGCUAUGUUUCAAUCUAAUCCUAAUACUAGUAUUAGUAUUAGAGCUUUACUCACCACUCCGCCUGCGUCUAUUUCUCAUUCACGUCCUCAAAUUCUAAACAUUCCUGCCAAAACCAAUCAAUUGCUUUACUUGGAACACUCCAAACAUACACAACGGGAACCUCCUCGUUGGUUUUCUCCGUUGGACUCCUUCUCCUCCUCUCGAUUGCCCAACUCCCCUCUUCUCCUCUAUUUACCAGGUAUUGGUGGAAGUGGACUCGGCCUUUCUUCGCAUCAUCCAAGACUUGGAGAGAUGUUUGAUAUAUGGUGCCUGCAUAUACCUGCUACAGAUAGAACACCAUUCCCAGAACUAGUGAAGCUGGUUGAAAGCACUGUUAAGUCCGAGCAUUGCCAAUCGCCUGAAAGGCCACUAUAUCUCGUGGGCCAGUCUUUUGGGGCUUGCCUUGCACUUUCUGUUGCUGCACGCAAUCCUGAGAUUGAUAUUCUCUUAGUUUUGGCCAACUCAGCUACAUGUUUCAAUGGGUCACAGUUUCGUCCAUUGAUACCCUUGUUAGAAGCCAUGCCAAAGGAACUUGGUGCCAGCCUGCAUGAUAUGCUUAAUCUGAUCACAGGCAUGGCUACACAACAAAGAGAUACAGGGCUCUCUGAGGCUCUUGUAGCAAUGUUCUCCGACCUUCCUGGCCUAGCUGAAGUAUUAUCUGUGGAGACGCUUGUAUGGAAAUUGAAGUUGCUUGAUUCAGCUUGUUCAUACACCAAUUCACGCCUCCAUGCUGUCAAAGCUCAGACACUUAUUCUCUCCAGUGGUAAGGAUCAGUUGUUACCAAGUCGACAGGAAGGUCAAAGACUUCAUCGUCUACUACCAAAAUCUGACAUUCGUAUAUUUGAGGACAGUGGCCACGUGCUCUUUAUGGAACAAGAUCAUGACUUGGUUACUACUCUAAAAGGCACCAGUUUUUAUCGCCGUACAAGAAAUGUUGAUUACGUAUUAGAUUACUUGCCACCAACCCCUUACGAGUUUCAGAAAGCAAGAGAAUCACACAGAUUUGUGGAGGCAGCUUUCUCUCCUGUGAUGCUGUCGACUUUGGAAAAUGGGAAGAUAGUUAGAGGGCUCUCAGGGAUACCUUCAAAAGAUGAGGGUGGCAUGCGCGAAGCUCUUCACAGAAAGGGUGAGGAGUAUCAAUUAUUCUGGCCAGACCAGUCUGAGUUUGUGAGGAUGGCUGCUAUGUUUGGAGCCAAAAUCAUACCUUUUGGUGUUGUUGGAGAAGAUGAUAUUGGUGAGUUGAUUUUUGACUAUGAGGACCAAAUGAAGAUUCCAUAUCUCAGACAAUUUAUACAGGAAUUAACUGAUGAGGCCGUGCAGCUUAGGAGUAAUGUUGAAGGUGAAGUAGGAAACCAAGAUGUACACUUUCCAGUGAUGCGUCCCAAACUACCUGGGAGGUUUUAUUAUCUUUUUGGAAACCCAAUUGAAACACAAGGGAGACAGCAGGAGCUAAGGAACAGGGACAAGGCACAUGAGUUGUAUGUAGAGGUGAAGUCGGAGGUAGAAAGGUGUCUAUCGUAUCUAAAAGAGAAAAGACGGAAUGAUCCUUAUCGGAGUAUAUUAUCACGUUUGGUUUACCAGCUCACACAUGGCCCUGAAUCUGAAAUCCCAACAUUUGAACCCUAAAAUUCAUUUACUUAUCACAAUUUAUACAAAUCAUAUUCAUACGGGAC